CGCCGCCCCAGCAAGCACAACACAGCAUCGAAAGCCCUGAAGCGAACUUCAGUGCGCCUGCGUUCAUGAAUCAAGGUCACGUCGCACCUUUUGAGGGUCCUGGUGGUAAUCAGCAGCGUGGUCCUCCGGCGCAAGGCGCUGCCCACGCGAACAACGCGCAGCAGCCUCCUCGCAAUGCGCAGACCCCUACUCCGGUAACGGGACCCGCAAAUCUGAACGGCGCGACCAACCAGCAGCAACAGCAGGCAAACCUCGAGCGCCGUGGGCCGGUAGAGUUCAACCAUGCCAUCAGCUACGUGAACAAAAUCAAGAAUCGCUUUCAGGAUAAGCCUGAGAUUUACAAACAAUUCCUUGAAAUUCUCCAGACUUAUCAGCGCGAACAAAAACCGAUUCAGGAUGUGUACGCCCAGGUCACGACCUUGUUUCAUACUGCACCUGAUCUGCUUGAAGAUUUCAAGCAGUUCUUACCCGAGUCUGCUGGACAAGGAGGAAAGGGAACACCCGGACGGCCUGGGGAUGAGCUUCCGCCUGGCCCUGGCCCUAACCAGACACCUCAGCCGAAUAUGAGCGGCCAGAAGAUGCCUCCCUUGGGGAGCUUUGCCCCUCCUAGCGCUUCCAAGGAGACCAACAAGAAGCGACCUAGAAAUGAUAAGCAGACGCCCAUUCCUGCGCCGCCUAUCGUGGAAGCUGCGGUCUCAGCCAGCCGAGCUGCUCCUGGCGCUCCUCCUCCUGCGGCCGCCAACAACAAGCGGACCAAGCUGUCUCACAACAAGGCGCUGGCUUCAGAUGCCCCCGCGGUCGAGCCGACACUGACGCCGAUAUUGCCAGAGCCUCUGGGACCUCCCGCGUCAACCACCUCAAACUCUGACGAAAUCGCCUUCUUCGAGAAGGUCAAGAAGUACUUGAGCAACAAGACAUCAUUCAACGAAUUCCUCAAAGUCUGCAACUUAUUCAGUCAAUCCAUUAUCGACCGCAACACAGUGUUUCAGAAGGGCAGCGUGUUCUUCGCCGCAAACCCUGAGUUGUUGGGUUUCUGGAAGGCGUUCCUCAAGUACGAGCCGCAUGAUGAGAUUGUCGAUAACAGACCCGCGCCUCCUAGCGGUAAAGUGUCGUUGAGCAACUGCCGAGGCUAUGGACCUAGUUAUCGUCUUCUUCCCAAGAGGGAGCGCCUCAAGCCUUGCAGCGGCCGCGAUGAACUCUGCAAUUCCGUGCUGAACGACGACUGGGCGUCGCAUCCGACCUGGGCCUCCGAAGAUUCCGGCUUCGUCGCUCACCGUAAGAAUGGUUUCGAAGAAGGAUUACAUCGAAUCGAGGAAGAACGCCACGACUACGACUUCAACAUCGAGGCAAAUCUCAAGUGCAUCCAGCUUUUGGAGCCUGUCGCCCAGCAAAUCAGUGUCAUGUCGCCUUUGGAGAGAGAGCACUUCCAGAUGCCGCAGGCUUUGGCUGGACACAGCACAUCGGUCUUCAAGCGCGUCUGCAAGAAGAUUUAUGGCGAAAAGGGCCCCGAAGUCGUCAACGACUUGUUCAACAACCCGCUGAAUGUGGUCCCGAUUGUGUUGACCAGAAUGAAGCAAAAGGACGAGGAAUGGCGCUUUUCGCAACGCGAGUGGGAGAAGGUGUGGCAUGCUCAGGUUGAGCACAUGCACCUCAAGAGUCUCGACCAUAUGGGCAUUCUUGUCAAGCAGACCGAUAAGAGGAACCUCUCAGCUAAACACCUGGUCGACGUCAUCAAGACGAAGGCCGAGGAGCAGAGGCGCCAGCGCAGCUUGAAGGGCAAAGCCCCACGUCAUCAGUUGGUUUGGGACUUCAACGACAAAAAGGUUGUCGUCGAGCUGCUUCGUCUGAUGAUGCUCUACACCGUCAGCAGCGGCCAGCAUAGCGUACCAGAGAAGGAGCGCAUUGCAGACUUCUUCGAGACAUUCAUCCCUGCAUUCUUUGAUAUUCCCGAGGAAGAUUUGGAGGGUCGUCUGCCGAGGCUGCAGGAUGUUUCGGAGGAGGACGAGACUGAAGAGACUGUCCCUACUGAACUGACCAACGGCCGUAGCCGCCGUGCUGGAAGAAGAGGCGAUUUGCUUCGUGGCGUGCUUGACCCUGGCCGCAAUGGCUCUAAGCCGCGUGCUCAAAAGGAGGGAAGCGCAGCAUCUGGUAGCAAAGAGACGACACCCGAAGUUGGAUCAGCGAAUGAGGAAGAAAUGCCUGAUGCUCCCGAAGAUGGCACUGGCCCCGACGUGUCUAACGACCGCUGGAUGCCGAUCGUCCCGCAGCCGAUAGUCACAACUGGGGACGAUGCCCUCCUAACCGCCGACGGUGAACUGAAGGCUGAUGGCUUCUUCUCCCGGCCUUGGCACAACUUCUUCUGCAACCAAACCAUAUUUGUCUUCUUCAACGUUUUCCAGACGGUUUACACUCGUCUUAGGGACGUUAAGGAGAGCAAGGAGAGUGUCGUCGAAGAGGUUAACCGCGUCAACCGACCUCGUCCCGCAAAGGAUAUCGGCUUGGCCGACAACACCCUCAACUACUUCGGCCCUCAUGAUGACCCUGAGAGCUUCUGGCCGAAGACGCUUGAGCUUGUUGAGGAAUACAUCACUGGCGACAUUGAUGAGGUUCGAUACCAGGAUGUUCUGCGUCAUUACUACCUUAAGAGCGGUUGGAAGCUGUACACCAUCCAGGAUCUUCUCAAAACUCUCUGCCGUCUUGCUCUCACCUGCAGCAGCACUGACGCGAAGGAGAAGACCCCAGACCUCAUUCAACAGUACCUCCAUAGUCGGGAGAAGGAAGAGACAAACUACCAGUCAGAGAUUGCUGCCCGCAAGUACGCAGAGAAGUGUGUCAAGGAUGGCGAGAUGUUUGUCAUCUGUUGGUUCCCGCUCAAGUCAGAAGCCUCUGUCCGUUGGCUGCAGCGUGAAGACACCACCUUCUACAUGGACGAGAUGAAGGCCAAGGAUCGCUGGCAAUACUACAUCUCGUCCUUCAUCCAGGUCGAGCCGACAGAAGGGGUGCCACGACACAAGCUCCAAAAGACAGUCUUGGCCCGCAAUCUUCCUUCUAGCGACGAAAAGUUUGAAGACAGCCACAUUCCCAAGCCCAUCUCAUUCGACGAAGAUCUUUCCAUCAGCAUUUGUCUGAACUCGAGCAAGAUGGUGUGGAAGUCUGGCACAUCUGAAUACUUUGUCUACGACAAUGUCCCCAAGGACAAGGAGGGCCAGGAGCGACACCUCGAGAGGCUCAAGAAUGCAAGCAACAAGCGCGACACGAAGCUCCGCGAGAAGUUUGUCUUCAACAGCCCCUGGAUGAAGGGCAUGAGCCAGUCCGACGUCCAAAAGUCGAAUGAGGGAUGGUCAAAGUGGCUCAAGGAUGGCAUUGCACCCGCCUCGGACGCAGGGGACGCAAUGGAUACUGCAGAGUGAGGCGAUGAUCCAGCGGAACCGGCGUUUUCGGCGGCGCGCGGCAAUCAAGACAGCAACAUGUGUGAGAUCGGAGACAAGAUGGGCGAAGGCUGAAAGUUCACAAUUACGAAGAUACCAGGCGGCAUAGCGAUGCAGAGCGGCAUGGCUGCCAUGUUACCCCAACUUUACAUGGAUUUGGUCUUCUCUUCAUGCCCUGACCACGAGCGUAGAAUCGUUGGGACGGGUUGGCGUGGGAAUGGCGUGGGAACGGACCGGCGUUACAUGACUUCUUCUUUUUUUCCUUAAAUUUCUCGAUCUGAAUGCGGAAAGAGGAGCAGAG
Messenger RNA from Colletotrichum godetiae, 3729 nucleotides. RefSeq lists its product as uncharacterized. Gene Ontology annotation, cellular component: Sin3-type complex; chromatin. Gene Ontology annotation, molecular function: transcription corepressor activity. Gene Ontology annotation, biological process: negative regulation of transcription by RNA polymerase II. The record is from RefSeq and is a predicted model, not a curated record. Lineage: Eukaryota; Fungi; Ascomycota; Sordariomycetes; Glomerellales; Glomerellaceae. The transcript is spliced from 4 exons. Bases 66 to 3410 code for a protein of 1114 amino acids.